Lepisosteus oculatus (spotted gar) is the source of this 6099-nucleotide messenger RNA. It is a transcript of the gene kcna1b, whose product is annotated as potassium voltage-gated channel, shaker-related subfamily, member 1b. Gene Ontology annotation, cellular component: dendrite; synapse; paranode region of axon. NCBI's taxonomy places the organism in Eukaryota, Metazoa, Chordata, Actinopteri, Semionotiformes, Lepisosteidae. Gene Ontology annotation, biological process: potassium ion transmembrane transport; protein homooligomerization. The record is from RefSeq and is a predicted model, not a curated record. Gene Ontology annotation, molecular function: protein binding; delayed rectifier potassium channel activity.
GUCCUGUAUACUGUAUGUUAAGUAAUGCGGUAGACUGUCUUUAUAAAUGCCUUUUUAUUUUUUUUUAUUUUUGCUCUCAAUCCGUUCCCUUUUAAAGUCCCGCUUUCGUUCACCUUCUGAAACUGUACUGAGAUAUCGGUGUACAGUACCUUGGGACGUUCGUUAUCUUAUCUGCACCAAACAGGAAAAGCUCUCCAAUUUCUGCUGAUGCUGCAACGUCAAGAAAUGGCAAAAGAGUUCGCUUAUUGCCCUUAAUGUAUUCAGCCUUCCCAAUCGCACCAUCAUCACUUCUCUCGCUGUAUAGGACAUUAUGCUAAAAUGGUGCAGCUGGGCUGAGGUCAAUAGAUCCAGUGGAUUUCGUGUUUGGUUUUGUCUCUGCUCUCUCGUCUGUCUCUCGGGCUUUUAUAUUGCCUUAAUGUAAGAUGCAACACUUCGAUACUUUUACCGGUGAGGUGGCUCGGUUGUUCUGAUUAAACUUAGGAAAUAAUGACGUUAAAAUGCCGUAGACAUGUACUAAGACAAUAUAGUCUAUUAAUAUUUCAGUAAAGCUCCUAGAUAGCGCAGUGUAAAGCGAUAGCCAUAUUAAAACAAAGCAGGGAGUGCAAAGUUCUAGCUUUGGCUUUCGGUGUCCACGGAGUCGACGCAUUCCUGCACAGUGUCUUACAAGAUUAACCGGAGCAUCCUGUACAGUUUGCGCUUUGGCCACCUUAGGUCUACAGCAUAAAGAAAAAAAAAACAGGCAGCCGAAACUGCUGAUCUGGCAAAGAUCUCUUCUGUUCGAUCCAUUUUUUCUCCUACUGGGUGACAGUAACAGCAGCAGCAGCAGGAGCAGCAGCACAGAGAAGCAAUGGUCGAGUCAGCGCGGAUAGCUGGGGAACCGCACUGAAGCGAAGCAAAGCUAUCCCCUAAAAAGGGGAACCCGCAAACAAAAGAGCAAGUCGAAGACGACACAUAUAAUAAAAACUGGGAGCCUGCUGACGCGGGCUGAACAGAAGACGUAUCUCCUGCAGUAUUAAAAGAUUCGACAGCCAGGAUGACAGUUGUGGCAGGAGAUAACAUGGAUGAGACGUCUGCCUUGCCCGGGCACCCACAAGACAGCUACCCACCAGACCACGAUGAUCACGAAUGCUGUGAGCGAGUGGUUAUCAAUAUAGCCGGGCUGCGCUUCGAGACUCAACUAAAAACACUUGCCCAGUUCCCCAACACCUUACUGGGUAACCCCAAGAAAAGGAUGCGGUACUUCGAUCCCCUAAGAAAUGAAUAUUUCUUUGACAGAAACCGUCCUAGUUUUGACGCCAUCCUGUACUAUUACCAAUCGGGAGGCCGGUUAAGAAGACCGGUUAACGUACCUUUGGAUAUGUUUUCUGAAGAGAUAAAGUUUUAUGAGCUCGGGGAGGAGGCAAUGGAAAAAUUUCGCGAGGAUGAGGGUUUCAUCAGGGAGGAAGAACGCCCUUUGCCCGAGAAGGAAUUUCAACGCCAAAUCUGGCUUUUAUUUGAGCACCCGGAGAGUUCUGGACCAGCGAGGGGGAUUGCUAUCGUAUCUGUAAUGGUGAUUCUGAUAUCAAUUGUUAUAUUUUGUUUGGAGACUCUACCUGAACUAAAAGACGACCCUGCAGGGAGGAUACAAACUAUAGGGAACAGUACCUUCUACUACAAACCAAAUAUCUUCACUGACCCUUUCUUCAUUGUGGAGACUCUCUGCAUUAUCUGGUUCUCUUUUGAAUUGGUAGUUCGGUUUUUUGCUUGUCCCAGCAAGGCGGACUUCUUUAAGAACAUAAUGAACUUCAUUGAUAUAGUGGCCAUUAUCCCGUAUUUUAUCACGCUUGGCACUGAGAUGGCAGAAGAGCAAGACGGGAAAGAGCAGAAGGGAGAGCAGGCGACGUCUCUAGCAAUUCUCAGGGUGAUCCGUCUGGUCAGAGUUUUCAGAAUCUUUAAACUCUCCAGACACUCCAAGGGACUUCAAAUCUUGGGACAGACUCUCAAAGCCAGUAUGCGGGAACUGGGACUGUUGAUAUUUUUCCUUUUCAUCGGUGUCAUCUUGUUCUCCAGUGCAGUAUAUUUUGCAGAAGCAGAAGAGAAGGAUUCCUACUUCUCCAGCAUCCCGGACGCUUUCUGGUGGGCUGUGGUGUCUAUGACAACCGUGGGUUAUGGGGACAUGUACCCUGUUACAAUUGGGGGUAAAAUCGUGGGGUCGCUGUGUGCCAUUGCCGGAGUGCUGACGAUUGCAUUGCCCGUGCCUGUAAUUGUGUCCAACUUUAAUUACUUCUAUCACAGAGAGACGGAAGGGGAAGAACAGGCACAAUUGCUACAUGUUAGCAACCCGAACAUCGCAUCUGACACAAAUUCGAGUCGCCGUAGUUCGUCUACUGUCAGCAAGUCCGAGUACAUGGAAAUCGAUGAGGACAUAAACAAUAGCAUAGACAAUUUUAGAGAGGCAAACCUCAGAACUGGCAACUGCACCGUAGCCAACCAAAACUGUGUUAACAAAAGCAAGCUGCUAACUGACGUUUAAAAAAAAAGAAACAUUAGCAGCUCGGACCCAAGUGACACUGUCACUUUGUAGAUACUGUAAUCAUAUCUGAAUGCUUUAUUUACCUCGUUAAUGCGUUCUUGCAUUGCGAUUAUUAUGCUCAGCGAUUUAAAGAAAAAGACAAAAAAAAACAACAACAACAAGCUUUCAGGAUACGUGAAAGAUUAAUAUUUUCAUUUAUUUUUAAAUGGGAUUCUUCAAGUUGGUAUAUACAAUGGGAAAAUAUUUUAACUAGGUUUAUUAUAAGAAGUUGUACAACCCUUAACAAGGACUUCCAUUAUUUGCUCGUCAAAACAAACAACGUGAUCAUUUUAAAGUAAGUUAUGCAUGGAUUACAGUAAAUUUCAGCAAGUUGCACAGUGCAUCCAGGAAAGUGCAUCAGAAUUCUCAGUUCUGCUGAAACAUGCAAGCAUCUGCAGUUAUCGAUCUACUUAUUCCCUUGUGAUAGGUGAUGUCAUUACUUGAGACAUACCGACCAGCAAAGCACCUUAUCCGAAAAAAAAGACUGGUCUGUUGCUGCGAAUUUAUAGUAUAAGAAGUCUCCCGGACAUCUGCAAUGCUGCUAUUUUCCUGCAGAUGCUGUAACUCAAAUCUUACAAAAUGGGUACAAUGACAUGCCCUUUAGAUGCAAGACAGCACAAUGGAAAAAAAAUGAAAUGUAAGCAUGUUCUGAUACUCUUCGUUUAAUAUUGGCAUGCGUGAAACAUUACCUCAUAUAAUGGGAAAUAGGUUUUAGUUUGAUCCCGACCUUCUGAGUUUUUUUUUUCCUCAUUUGCUUUCACCAAAAGUGCACUGGUUAUUGAUUAUUUAAAUUAUAAAUAAUUUAAAGAAUUUAAGUGCUGAAUGUUAAACCUUAUGGGAACAGUAACUUUUGGAGAUCAUAGCAUGUUAAAAUACUCAGCAUUAUGGACAAUUUGACUAAGGUACUAUGUAUCCUAGUAUAUUUAAUGCAUGACGUCAGUAUUAAACAGCUUGUUGUAAUAGAGGAACUUCCGAAGGACCGGAUGAUUUUCCUGGUUAUUGUCAGGGAAAUGAGUGGGUUCAUGUCCUCACUUUGUCUGAACUGUGGCUGAACAUAUCCCAGACUUUCCUGGGACUGCAGACUUUUUUAAUGAGAGAAGAACAAAUCAAAACACUUAUACUCAUAAUUGGCACUACUUGGUAAACUACAUUCAAUAUUACUUCAGUGGUGUCGUGCAUGGACAUUCUCAGAAUGCAAAAAUUAGAUAUACUGUAUUAUGUAAAUGAUGCAUCCAUAUUGCAAUUGAUUUUACAGUAUUCAUUAGUUCAAUAUUUGAAUUUUUGUUCCCCAAUACACUUUGCAGAAAAGAAAAUGGCAACAUUACUUGAGUUAGUUGCUAGUGCCUUUAACCCUCUUACACAGUGGAUCAUUGAAAGUGCCUCCAUGUACAAUAGGGAAAAAAAGCAAAGCAGUCCUGUCUCAGUUUCUUCUUUAACUACUGUAUAAUGCACUAUAGAUCCAUCUAUAUCCUAAAGAGAAUGACAGAAAUAAAACAGUACAUCCACUCAACAGUUCUGAGAACAAAGGCCAGAAUUGAUGAAUGUGUCGUCUCAGACGUGUCAAGCACGAGACAGACAGGACACAGGAUGUCUACACACAACACAGAACCGGAGAGAAGCCAAGGGCUGGAUUCAGGAUCAUUUGAAUGGCUGACUGAGGAAUCCAGUUAGAUUUUAAUUACUUAGCAUGUUGCGGUGACUGUCAUGCACCGUUUUACUGACUCCUUGUAAAUAGGCCUAAUUAAAACAAACAUACAGUAAAUGCUCAUGUGCUUACCAGCAUCCACCCUUUUGAUUUGCAUCAUACCAUUUUAAGCCUUUCUGUUGUCUACCUCAAUGUGGUUAUGAAUGACAGUGCAGUGCAUGUGAUUCCGCUUGGUAAAAUGUAGAAACUGGGUUCAUCUGUGAUUUUAAUCACUUAUGUUUCCUUUGAUGGCCAACUGCAAUUGAACCUAUGGUUUACCCAGAAUAUUUAAUUUAGUAAGCACUUAUCCAACAAUUAUUAACGUCUCCUGACGGAGCACAGUGAAGAGCUGUGAGUGAUGGAGGGUAACCUGACUUGUGAUUUCACGUCUGCUAAGUGAUGAUGAGUAUGGAUGUGAAGAGAAAAAGCAAAAGAAAAUCACAAACCUUUCGAAUGCUUGAAACUACUGGAUAAAAGAGGACAAUAAGGCCAGUUUCACUGAAAAAUCUUCAAUAAACCUAUGGCCUAGUUGUCCACAUAUUGGAAAAAACUGAAUAUUGGAAAAAGCCUAAUUUUUAUUUGAUUUCCGCGCUUGAUCCAAUAGUUUUAAAAAGACCUGUCCAAAGCUGUGAGAGCCAUAAUAAUCUCUCACAAACUCUCGUUGGAUUAAGUAUUUAAUUGCACCUCAGGAUAGGUUAGAGCUGGCUGCAUCUAAAUAAGAAUGCAUUGUGUUUGGUGUGGAUGUGGAUAUGGAUAAGGAAAUCCGUAGAAGAUGAAGCUGUAACUUUUUCAUACAUUUUUGGCACAGGAGAAAAUGAGACAUUGGUCAUGAAAUAAUCUGAUUCUUGUGCACAACAGGCAUGUGUCCUUGGUGAAGCAGUGGUGGCAAAAGCGCUGAACAAUUGCACUACAGAGGUUCAAAUGUUGCAGGGACUUAAAUGUACACCUGAUAUACUGUAUUAAUAAUAGAAGCACUAUUUACCCCAUAAAGUGUUUUAAUUCAUAAUGAAGUUAAGGUUUAGAGUAAGAUAUGCAUCUUAAAAUUAUGUACAGUAGUAGAUUUCCAUUUCUUAAUAACUAAAAGUUAUAUUAUGAAACCAUUUAGUUGUUCAUUUAAUCAAAAGCUUAAAAUGAAAUGUAUACUAUGAACAAUCCAAAAUCCAAUUAACAAACCCAAAGACAUUGCAAAUUUACCCACACUUAAAAGAAAUAAAAUACAACAAAAUAAUAUUGUAAGUAAAAUAUUGCACUUGAAUUACAACCCUUUUUAAAUUUUAAUAUCAAUGUUUUGUAAAAUAUUCAAUCAAUUGCCCAUUAAUAACGCACUGCUACCAAUAUCUUCCAGAAGUUGGAGCUAUCAGGUGUUUUCCUUUGCAGUUACAUACACCACUUUUGUCUUUGUAUGGGUUUACCUGUUGAUAUGGGUCCAUCACCAAACUAUUUCAACUUUAAAAGAAGCCGUGUAUUUAGGAGAGCCUUCAAUGCAGUAGAUUUGAUGGGCAAGCAUUCUAAAAAGUAUUUGACAUUUGUACUAUUUUCCACAAAAUAUACUAAAAUGUAACAUUUGUACACAGAUGUCCCUUUUAGUCAGCCCAGAAAUGUUUUGAAAGUUUACAGAGUAAUUCACCUCAAUAUAAUUGACCAUAUAUUCUGCUCAAGAGGACCCAUUCCCCCUAAGAAUACCUUUAAAGUCAUGCAACUAUAAAGUUAUAAUAUCAUUAUGAUUAUCAGAGCAUUAUGCCAUUUAAUUCACAGGGUUAUAGAGAAUUUUUACAUAGAGAUAUAUACAUAUCUGUGAUAUACAGUACAGUAGUAUAUCCCAAUAUUUUAUUACAAUAAUGUUUAUUCUGAUGUUAAUUCAUUA